AAUUUGUUUGUACCACCCGUGUGGAAAAGACGAAGGUCACGAGAGGCAAUACGAAUUUUGAAGAUGUUCGAGGCUAGGCUUACUCAGGCUGACGUAUGGAAAAAAGUCAUUGAUGCCAUAAAAGACCUUGUACAAGAAGCGACUUUGGAUUGCACGGAAAAUGGCAUCAGUUUGCAGGCUAUGGAUAACGCUCAUGUGAGCUUGGUGUCGCUACUGUUACGUAGUGAUGGUUUUGAGACAUACAGGUGCGACAGAAAUCUUUCUUUGGGCCUGAACAUUACAAGCGCUUCCAAAAUUCUGCGCUGUGCUAGUGGUAAUGAUGCAAUUACUCUUAAAGCUGGAGAUAAAGCGGAUACACUGACAUUUGUUUUUGAAUCAAAAUCCCAAGAUAGGUCAUCAGAAUUCGAGAUCAAGCUAAUGGAUCUAGAUGUUGACCACCUGGGCAUUCCCGAUACUGAUUACAAAUGCAUCAUACGAAUGCCGUCUGCACAGUUACAAAGAAUAUGUCGAGACCUAAGCCAGAUAGGAGAUUCCGUCGUUAUAUCAGUCGCUAAAGAUGGCGUGUCUUUUAGUUCAAAUGGUGACUUAGGUACUGGAAAUGUCAAACUUAGCCAGUCCGCUAACGCUGAUAAGCCUGAAGAGUCGGUUUCGAUUGAAAUGCACGAGGCUGUAAGCAUGACCUACUCCUUGCACUACUUCAACAUAUUCACUAAAGCCACACCACUCUCCAGCCAAGUCGUAUUAUCUCUGACUGAGAACGUUCCCGCAGUUGUGGAGUUUGGUAUUGAAGAUCUCGGUUAUGUUCGGUACUACUUAGCACCAAAGAUUGAAGAUGACGCUGACUAAAAUGAUAAGAAAACAUGUAACAGACUAUUUUUAUACUCAUUGUUUAUUGCAAUAAAUGUAAGAUUCUUUAAACAAUCAUUUGUGUAUAAACUCAUGUUGUUAGCUCAAAUACUUACAAGUAUGUUUGAAAAAGUUCCAUCCAGA
This is a messenger RNA of Schistosoma turkestanicum, 990 nucleotides long. NCBI's taxonomy places the organism in Eukaryota, Metazoa, Platyhelminthes, Trematoda, Strigeidida, Schistosomatidae. The record is from the annotation of a GenBank genome assembly.